AGAUAAACUUUUAAUCUGUAACGAACUUUUGUACGAGAAAGUCGCGCUUUAAAUUAUUUCCAAAAAAAUAAAAAAAAAAAUCAUGAGCAUCGAACUCGAAUCCCUCAAUUUAACGGUAAAAGAUGUCGAACAAGCUGUCAAAAAGCAUCACGUCGACAAAGGAGGCGGCAAAUUCCAAGUCAUCGAAUACGAAAUCAAAAGUUUGGACUCUGAAGUCCCGGGCGGAUUACUUUCCUCCAAUUAUCUGCUAAAAGUCAAGAUUCGCGAAAAAAGAGUUACUUACACAGACAUGAAAGAUUGCAAUGGCGACGAUUCGAGCGAAGGAAGUCACGAGGAACAAAGUUGCUCAUUUUUCAUCAAAUGUUUUCCGCAAGAAGAGUUUAACAUGAAAUACGCCCAAGAUUUGUCGAUUUAUCAAAAGGAACGGAAAUUGUACGAGCAGCUGAUUCCGAGAUUGCAAGACGUUGGUUUGGGUCAUGCUCCGUGGUCGCCUCGAUGUUACCACACAAAAGGAGAUACUGUGAUAAUCCUACAGAAUUUGCAAGCAGAGAAUUUUGUCAAGUGUCGCUUGGAGUCUUCCGUCUUGGAUUUUGAACAUCUCGCCAUUGCUUUGAAAACUCUCGCGAGAUUGCAUGCCGCAAGUAUAGCAGUUGAAGAACGAACUCGUUCGGAGAUCCCGAAGCUCUAUCCGCAUCUCUUGGAUGAGAACGGAUAUCCGGAAAAUCAUGGCGAAAACGGAUACCGCCAAAAAGGAGUUCGUUUAAUGACAAAAACGAUCCUUGAACUCGUAAAAGUUCUUCCGGGAUAUGACGAUUGGGAUAUCAAUGAAACCCUGGAAGCUUUUCCUGAAGUAAUUAAUCGAAUCUAUGACCUUGUGAAACCCUCUGAAAAAUAUCGAAAUGUCAUGAACCAAGCAGAUUUAUGGAGUAGCAACAUUUUAUUCAAGUAUGAGGAUGACAAACCGAUCGACUCGAGAUUGGUUGACUUUCAGUUUUCGCGAUAUGCGCCUCCAGCGUAUGAAAUUGCGACUUUACUAACUGUCUCAAAUACCAAAGACUUUCGAGAAAAGCAUGAAAAGGAACUUCUCGAUAUUUAUUACGAAGCAUUAGAUGCCGAACUGUCUCUUUAUGGCUUCGUAACGGAAGAUCUCCUGAAUCGCGAUGAUUUUCUCCAAAGCUACGAGGAUUAUCGCUUAGCUGGAUUAAUCGAGAGCCUUUUGUUCAACCAAAUCAUCUUCCUUCCGAUGGAUUUUUGGACCGAAAUGACGGAAUCUAGCGAAAAAUUUCAGGAUUUCAUGCUGAAUCGACACACGGAAAUCUGCUUGAACGCCUACGAGAACAACGAAUUUUAUCGGAAGAAGAUAAGGGAACUGUUACGGGAGACAAUUGACUCGUACGUGCUCAAAAGUGAAUUUGAUGCGAGAUUAUAAAUGUAAUUACGGCACAAAUUUAUGGCAGUUCUUAUCGUUUCACCCAAAUAAAUAUUUCACAUUCGAGAAGACCAACAACUUUUGUAUAUCAUUUUACACAAAUAAACAAAAAAUAAAAAAGAAUCAGGUGCCAAUUUGCUUCGAACAACAAAAUACCGAGAAAGUAACAGAAUAAGAAGACUUUGCUUGACUUCAUUCUGUUUCCUUUUGUGAAAGUGUCUUUUCAGUUUGUCAAAAGUGUUUUCGGUAAAAGCAAAGUAGAAAGGGAAACCAAUUCAUGAUGAAUUAUUGUUAUUAUUGUUAGAGACAUCAAUUCAAUUCAUGUCGUAUUCAAAAGACGAAGAGAGAAGACGAAGUUGUUGCACUUCAAAUCAUCAUUAAAAGAGUCACAAAUUGAACUGGAAGCCAAGUGAAGCGUUUUCUUGGCAAUAAUCAAUAGGCAAAAAGCAUUCUGUGGUUUGAUAAGAUAUGAAUUUUACUCGUCAGGAUGUUAAAUUAACAAUCUACUGUUAAAUUCAAACGAUCACAAAUGAUUUUUUAUUUAAAAGCGCCAUCUUGUGUAUAAUUUUGGUUCUGAAAUGCAAAAAAAAAAAAUAAGAAAAUUGAAAAUUUGUUCAAUUUUGUGAAAAUUUAACCAUUUUUUUUAUUUUAUUACAUUUUUUAAGUAAAAAGUUUCAUUUUAUUUUUAGUUAGCGCCAUC
Messenger RNA from Culicoides brevitarsis, 2129 nucleotides. RefSeq lists its product as uncharacterized. The record is from RefSeq and is a predicted model, not a curated record. NCBI's taxonomy places the organism in Eukaryota, Metazoa, Arthropoda, Insecta, Diptera, Ceratopogonidae. The coding region runs from base 83 to 1429 and encodes 448 amino acids. The transcript has a single exon.